AUGUCCGCCGCGCCGCCCCAGCACCAGCGGCGCCCCAGCGCGGGCAGGCGCGCCAGGGUGACGGUGAAGAACACCUUCAUAAGCGAGGUCGACAGCCCAGACUGCCCGUCGCCGGGCCCCUUCGGCGCUUCCAAGACGUGGGCGGCUGGCACGGAGCCUGACGUGGAGUCUGUGGCCGGUCCGCGCCCACCAGUGCGGGGCUCGCGCGUGCCCGUGCCCGGGUGCGCUGGCGACGCGCAUUGCGAGCCUUUCGGCUGCCGCGAGACCGAGAGCGCGGGCCUGUUUGCGGGGCGCGCGUGCCUGGGCCAGCGGCCGCCUUCGCGCAGUCCCUCGCCGUGCUACGUGAGCAUCGGGGAGGAGUCGCCGUUCUGGGCAGGCCUUGGCAAGCGCCCGGGGCUGCGCCUGUCCCUGCGGCCGCCGAGGUCGUCCGCCGGCCUGGACGGCCAAGCCACGCCGGCUGGCACGGCCUCGCGCUGGCCGUCUGCCGACCUCGGGGCGUUGCCCACGCCCGCCCUCACCGCGUCCCGGUGGCCUUCAGCGGAGCUUGGUGCGCCUGGGCAUGCAUCGGGACCGCCGACCCCGGCUUGCACUGCCUCCAGGUGGGCCUCGGCCGACCUGGGCGAGUGCGCAAGUGAUUUGGCAGUCGCGCUUGACCAAUCGACCAACUCGGAGGUCUCCACGGGCAGCGAAGGAGCUUGCAGCAGCCUUACGUGGAGUGCCGACCAGCAGGCGGUGGGCGAGAAGCACUGGGAGUGGCACCCGGCGCCACCCCGCGUUGACUUCGAGCCGCCGCUGGCCUUCCCUGACCUGGCCGUCUCCGGUUCGCCAGCGGCCGUGGUCGCGCCGAUCGCCGUCUCGCACCAGCGCGUGGGCACGCCCCUCUCUCUGUCGGCCGCCAUCGGUGGACCAGACGACCGCGAGCUGGAGAGUUGUGGCGCAAGUGCUUGCCCGCUGCACCUGCCAGGCCCAGGCACGCUUGGGGGGCCUCUCGGCGGGAGCCUGCACCCUGCCGCGGUGGUCGCCGCCUGCCAGCGGCAGCUGCAGCUCGCGCACAUGGCCAGGCUGGCGGCGACCAUGUGCGCCCACCUGCCGGCGCCUCCAGGCCUCCCCCCCACAUUCCAGCCCGCCGCCCAGCCGCCCGCCGUGGAGCCCGCGGCAGCGCAGGGGUCCUGGCAGUGCCACGCGGCCUCCGCGGCGCCGGGGGGCCGCGCCUCCAGCGGCACGGCCUCUGCCAUCGCGCCCGCAGCCGCCCUCGGCGGUUGCCGCGGCUGCGCCUGCGGCGGCGGCGGUGGCGGCCCGGCGCGCCCGAGCCAGCCGGGUGCCUCGGCAGCGGCGCACGCCCCUGGCACUGGAGUCUCGGCGGGGCGCGGCCGCCCACAGGGCUCCCGGCGGCUGCGCAUGUGGGCACACCUCCACCUCCACAUGCAGGCCCCCGGGUUCGACCAGGUCCCCCGUCUCAUCGGGCGCGGGGGGUCCACCCUGCGGGGCAUCGCGGAGCGCACCGGCUCCAAGAUCCGUAUCCGCGGCCGCGGCAGCGGCCACCUCGAGGUCAAUGGCACCAGCGAGGCUCCGUGUCCGCUCAUGGUCGCCGUGACCACGGAUCGUCAGGACAACGCAGGCUUCGCCUCGGCCGUUGAGGGCGUCGUGCGGGAACUGCGCGCGUUGGAGCGACGGUUCCACGCGUUCUGCGAGCAGCGCGGCGUGCAGCACGAGGGCCCAGGCUUCAGCGUUGGGUUGCUCGGUCCCGGUGCCCAGGACCUCCUCGGCCAGGCCCUGGAAGGGGUAGCAGAGAGCCGGGCUAGCUGA
This is a messenger RNA of Prorocentrum cordatum, 1806 nucleotides long. The record is from the annotation of a GenBank genome assembly. NCBI's taxonomy places the organism in Eukaryota, Dinophyceae, Prorocentrales, Prorocentraceae.